This is a messenger RNA of Chelmon rostratus (copperband butterflyfish), 1924 nucleotides long. RefSeq names its product leucine rich repeat and Ig domain containing 4b (gene lingo4b). Gene Ontology annotation, molecular function: protein binding. The transcript is spliced from 2 exons. NCBI's taxonomy places the organism in Eukaryota, Metazoa, Chordata, Actinopteri, Chaetodontiformes, Chaetodontidae. The coding region runs from base 110 to 1924 and encodes 604 amino acids. The record is from RefSeq and is a predicted model, not a curated record.
UAAUGACAGGACCACAUCUCUACAGAGGACUUAACUCAAGUCGGAUUCCAACUUGACUGCCACUGGUUAUGAAAAUCUGCACUCCAAGGCUGAAACGGCUGGGGGUAAGAUGUUUGUGGAGUCAGUCGUCCGAUGGGGGGCGUGGAGCAUCCUGCUUCAGUUUGGACUGUGUGUAUCAGCAGGAAGCUGUCCUCCACGCUGUGUGUGUCGACCUGAGGCCAAAGAAGUGAUCUGCUCUGGCAAACAUUUGAACUCAGUACCAGAGGGCUUUUCCAGCGAUGCCAGGCGUUUGGAUUUAUCCCACAAUAAGAUUAAGACUGUGGGGCGCCGCCAGUUCUCCGGCCUCCUGCAACUUCAAGAAUUGGAUCUCAGUGAUAAUAUAAUCUCCAUGAUUGAGGUGGAGGCUUUCCAGGGCCUACAGAAUCUCAGGACGCUUCGGAUUAAGAAUAACCGUCUCAAGAUCAUCCCAGUCGGUGUGUUUUCUGGUUUGUCAAGUCUGCGCUUUCUGGAUUUGAGCCAGAAUGAGAUUCUGGUCUUUCUGGACUAUACCUUCAAAGAAAUGGUGAACCUGCAAACGCUGGAAGCCGAGGAGAACGACUUGGUCUUCAUCUCGCAGCGGGCUUUCUUUGGUCUGCAGAAUCUGCAGGAGCUCAACAUAGACCGCAGCAACCUGACUUCCGUUCCCUCCGAGGCAUUGUCCCAGCUCCAGAGCCUAACGCGUCUUCGCAUGCUCCGCCUCAGCAUUUCUACACUGCCCAAUAACGCUUUCCGACGACUCCACCGUCUGCGUAGCCUCCUGAUUGCAAAUUGGCCAGCACUGGACACUUUGGCUAGCAACAGCCUGAUCGGUCUUAAUUUGACCUCGCUUGUCAUCAGCAGCUGCAACCUAAGUGCUAUUCCUUACUCAGCACUUCGUCAUCUGGUGUAUUUGCGCUUCCUGGACCUGUCCUAUAACCCCAUCACUGUUAUCCAAGGUAAUAUGCUGGGGGACCUCCUGAGACUCCAGGAGUUACACCUAGCAGGGGGGAGCCUGCUACGAAUAGAGCCGGGGGCCUUCAGGGGGCUGGCCUACUUUCGCAUGCUGAAUGUGACAUCCAAUCAGCUCACUACUUUGGAGGAGAGCGUCUUCCACUCUGUGGGGAACCUUCAGGUGUUGCGGUUGGAUGGGAAUCCCCUAGCAUGUGACUGCCGGCUCAUCUGGGUGGUCCGUCGCCGAUUGCGCCUGAACUUUGAUGGACACCAGCCUGCUUGCUCAUCUCCUGACGCUGUGAGACAGCGCGAAUUCAGAGACUUCUCAGAGAAGGAGCUCCCGAGGCUGUUUACCUGCCGCCCUGCGCGCAUCAUGGACCGCAGGCCGCAGGAGGCGAGAGUAGAGGAAGGCACAACAGUUCUCUUCUCCUGCAAGGCCGAUGGGGAUCCAUUCCCAUCUAUCACCUGGAUCUCAUCCCAUAAGAAUGUGGUUUCUCCAACAGGACGAAUCAGAGUUUUGCUCAAUGGUACGCUAGAAGUGCGUUUUGCCCAAGUCCAGGACAGUGGCACUUAUCAGUGCCUGGCAGGCAAUGCAGCUGGCAAUGACAGCCUGACUGUCGGUCUGUACGUGAAGGGGCUCCCUCGUAACCGAACCAUCCCCUUAUUCUCAGAGGAGGGCUGGGCUGAACCUUCAAGUCCCCAAGCUGCAAACUCCUCAGCUCAAAUGGCCAAGCCGUACCCGUUUGAUGCAAAGACCCUGAUCAUCGCCACCACCAUGGGCUUCCUGUCUUUCCUCAGCUCGGUGGCCAUCUGCUUUGUCUUCAUGUUCUUCUGGAGCCAGAGCAAAGGCCAGAUCAAGCACACGGCAACUAUCGACUUUGUUCCUCGGUCUUCCAUGGGUGGUGGAGGCGGUGACGGAGGUGACGGUGGCAGGUUCACCAUGAAACUUAUAUAA